UCAGUUCACAUUAGGAAAAGUAUGUGACAGGAGUAAGAAUAGCCCACUUGGUAAAAACGAAGAACUCAAGGAGAAACUAAAGAAGUAUGUUGAUGAAGUGAACGCCCGUAAGCCUGGUUUCAUCAAGGUUGUUCGGCACAGCAAACAAGAGGGGCUGAUUCGAUCUCGCGUUAGUGGAUGGAGAGUAGCCACAGCACCAGUAGUUGCUCUCUUUGAUGCCCAUGUGGAAUUCAAUGUGGGAUGGGCUGAACCAGUGCUCACUAGGAUAAAAGAAAACAGAAAAAGAGUAAUUUCUCCAUCAUUUGAUAACAUUAAGUAUGAUAAUUUUGAAAUAGAGGAGUAUCCCCUCUCAGCACAGGGGUUUGACUGGGAGCUGUGGUGCCGAUAUCUGAACCCUCCUAAAUCAUGGUGGAAACUGGAGAACACAACUGCUCCAAUAAGAAGUCCUGCAUUGAUUGGAUGCUUCAUAGUAGAUAGAGAAUAUUUCCAAGAGAUUGGCUUACUGGAUGAAGGCAUGGAAGUAUAUGGAGGAGAGAAUGUGGAGCUUGGAAUCAGGGUAUGGCAGUGUGGAGGAAGCGUUGAGGUUCUACCUUGCUCCAGGAUUGCCCACAUUGAAAGAGCACAUAAACCAUACACAGAAGAUCUAACUGCUCACGUCCGGAGAAAUGCACUAAGAGUGGCUGAAGUCUGGAUGGAUGAAUUUAAGAGCCAUGUCUAUAUGGCGUGGAACAUACCCCAGGAGGACUCCGGAAUUGAUAUUGGUGAUAUUUCUGAGAGGAAGGCCUUGAGGAAGAAGCUCCAGUGCAAGACCUUUAGGUGGUAUCUUGUCACUGUGUAUCCAGAAAUGAGAAUGUAUUCAGAUACUGUCGCGUAUGGGGUGCUGCAGAAUUCCCUGAAAAGUGAUUUGUGCCUUGAUCAAGGGCCAGACACUGAGAAUAUCCCAAUCAUGUAUAUCUGCCAUGGAAUGACACCACAGAAUGUUUAUUACACAAGCAAUCAGCAGCUCCAUGUGGGUGUUCUGAGUCCCACUAUCGACGAUGAUGACAACAGAUGCCUGGUGGAUGUGAACAGCAGGCCCAGGCUCAUUGAAUGCAAUUAUGCCAAAGCCAAGAGAAUGAAGCUUUACUGGCAGUUUACUCAGGGAGGUCCAAUCCAGAACCGAAAAUCCAAGCGUUGCCUGGAAUUGCAGGAAAACAAUGAAAAUGAAUUUGGAUUUCAGCUCGUCCUUCAGAAGUGCACUGGACAACGCUGGUCUAUAACAAAUGUCCUGAAAAGCUUGUCAUCAUAGCAGACUAAAUUUUUUUACCUGUUUCUUUUGCUACUGUGUAGCAAAUAUUGCAUUGUUGCCUGCUGUACUGUAUUCCUCUUGCCCCCACACCCCUGGUUCCUUCUCUCCUCUUUUUUUGUCUCUUUAUUUUCUGAGUGUGUGGAAAUUGGGUUUGUGGGCUGAAAAUAAGACGUUUUUAUUUCACAAUGAUGUUUUCUUGGCAUUUAUAGAGAUGUUGACUGACAGGUGAUGGGUAGACUAUCCUAAAAUAUUUUACAACUGUAAAUAGGAAACAAAUGGAAAAUAUUUAUAACUCAAACUUUUAUUGAAUAAAAAAGUCUAAACACUA
This is a messenger RNA of Phaethon lepturus (White-tailed tropicbird), 1616 nucleotides long. It is a transcript of the gene GALNT18, whose product is annotated as polypeptide N-acetylgalactosaminyltransferase 18. The annotation marks the transcript as partial. Gene Ontology annotation, cellular component: Golgi apparatus. The record is from RefSeq and is a predicted model, not a curated record. The transcript has 9 exons. Lineage: Eukaryota; Metazoa; Chordata; Aves; Phaethontiformes; Phaethontidae.